AUGCCCUCCUCCAUCGCGCUGAGCCCGGCCCAGCCGUCCAGCGGGCCGGUCGCGGCCCCCCUGGCGAAAAAGGACCGACCGCCGCCGUGCUGGGAGUGCCUGCGCCGCCGAUGGGUCUGUGACAGCUCUCGACCGGUCUGCCACCGCUGCCGCGACGCCGGCAUCGUCUGCCCCGGCUACGGCGACCAGAAGCCCCUGACCUGGCUCGCUCCCGGCAAGGUGUCCGCGCGGCCCAGACGACCGCGGACCGACAACAAGGCGCCGCCGCCCAAGUCGGCACCUGCCAUCCGCCUCAAAUCGGAGUCGAAGAGCCCGACGCCGAUGAGAGCGUCCUUCCCGAGUGCCGGUCAUCGAGGGAACGGCCGGAUCGUGCCGAUCAUGGCGCCGGCCGAUGCCGACGUCGACGAGGUCGAGUGCAACACGCUCGCCGUAGUCGUCCGGCGGGAACACCACGACAACGUCGCUCGCCGCCGAUGCCAGGCCGGCGGCGGCGUUCCUCGAUUCCUGCGAGACGACCUCUCCGACAUCGCCGAAGCCGCCGUGUACUACAACGCCCAGGUGUACCCCUCCCUGCUUGCCAACCAACUCGCGCCGAGCCCCUUCAUCGGCCCCAUCUGCGGCAUCGACCUCGCGCCGCCUUCGAUGCGCCACGCCCUCAUCUCCAUGGCCCUCGGCCACCGCAUACUCCAGCUCCCGCCCGAGCACCGCAUCGACGGACGGCCCGCCGGCAUGCUCCCGGCCACCGGUGCCAUCUCCGACCCCCUGCCGGGCCCCAUCACGGGGCCCGCCGGCAAGCUCUGGUGGCGGCUCCAUAACCAUCUCGGCACCGCCAUACAGAUGCUCAACGACGAGCUCGCCCGCGAGGGCUCGCAGACGACGGCCCUCACCAUCGUCAGCGUCUUCGUCCUUCUCGCCGCCGACCUUUUUCAAUCCUCCUCGCCGCAGUGGCGUUCGCACAGCAUCGGCUUCUCCACCCUCGUGAGACUCCGUGGCGGCAUGGACAGGCUCAUCAACGAUCCCGAGGAAGGCGACAUGCUGCGACCGAGCAUGCUCACCUUUGUCAUCAUGAGCGUCAUGGCCAACACGACGAGCCCUUCGUACGACCAACCGACGGCGUCGAGCCACAUGGAAACGAUGGACUCGAUCGCGAACCUCUACUACACCGCCAUGUAUCCGCACCUCCCGUGCCCGUCGGAACUCUUUCUCGAAAUCAUUCGCGUCAACGGCCUGAGGCAGGAACUGUCGGUGAGCCUGCUCGAUCCGACGACCGGCGGCGCGACCUCUGCCAUUCGCGAACGGCUGCGAAGCAUCCUCAGCUUCUCGCCCGAUUGCUGGGCCGACUUUCAAAGCGAAACGGCGCCCCUGUCGACCUGGCUGCUCAUCGCCCGCGCCUUCCACUCGGCCACCAUCCUCUUCGCCGACAGCGCCUUGAACAACCCGCUGCCGCUCUCGGCCUGCGUCGAGGACGACGCGACGCCGUCGCCGCCCGGCAGCCCGGCCAAGGCGGGCGAUUCCAUCCGAUCCCAUCACCGCGCUCGCCUCUUCGACCUCGUCGAGAAGGGUUUCGCCGCCGACAACACCAAGUACUGCGUCGUCUGGCCGGCCAUCGUCGCCGGCUUCGAAGCCGCCAAGGGCACCGAGGCCGAGCGGGACAUGGUGCGCGCCGGCCUCACCGACCUGUGCCGCGAGGCCGGCGCGACGACCAUGCUCGCGAGGGAAGUGCUCUCUCGCUUUUGGAAGUCGGGCCGAAGCACGUGGGAUGAGUGCUUCGACAAGGGGUACGCCUUUAUCAUCUAG
Drechmeria coniospora is the source of this 1797-nucleotide messenger RNA. RefSeq lists its product as uncharacterized. Lineage: Eukaryota; Fungi; Ascomycota; Sordariomycetes; Hypocreales; Ophiocordycipitaceae. Gene Ontology annotation, molecular function: transcription cis-regulatory region binding; DNA-binding transcription factor activity, RNA polymerase II-specific; zinc ion binding. Gene Ontology annotation, biological process: positive regulation of transcription by RNA polymerase II. Gene Ontology annotation, cellular component: nucleus. Bases 1 to 1797 code for a protein of 598 amino acids. The transcript is spliced from 4 exons. The record is from RefSeq and is a predicted model, not a curated record.